Amoebophrya sp. A25 is the source of this 946-nucleotide messenger RNA. NCBI's taxonomy places the organism in Eukaryota, Dinophyceae, Syndiniales, Amoebophryaceae. The record is from the annotation of a GenBank genome assembly.
AUGGGCUCGUCCUCCUCGGCAGCGGCAGAGUCCGUGCACAGCGUCGACGGUCGGAGUAGCAGUUUGGACGAGCGUCAGGUCACUAUGAGAACGAGGAAGGAGAAGAAGGGUAUGAAGAAGAAGCGGAGGAGGAGAUCAUCGGCUGUUCACGACGAGCAAGAGUAUGCGGGAGACGAGGGGGAACCACGACGUAGAGGCAGAUCUACUACGGUCAAAGACAGAAGGAGGCGAAGUCGAAGUAAGAGGCGACGUGAUGCUGAGGGUGCAGCCGAAGCCGAACAGAAGCCGAAGAAAAUACGAUCCAAGAAAGACGAGACGAGGAAAAACGGAAGCAAGAAAAGCUCCAAGACCGAAGAUCAAGGAGAAGGAGAGAAUAAGGCUAGCGAAAGCGAUGCAGUACCGACACAACCUUCAGAACAAGAAGAAACUACCGAAGAGCAAGUUGUGUCUUCGGAAAAAACUGAGGAGACAAGAACUGCAACUCAACCUCAGCCUCUACUCGAAUCCUCUGACGGAAUCAUCAUCACCGUAACAAAGCCCCCGACCGAUGACGAGCAAAAACCUGUUGAUCUCUCCCUUCCUCAGGGUGGUCCUCUGGGUGAAGACAUGCGUGAAAAUUCCCACAACUUCUCAUCACCUUCGGAUGGAGGAGAUGAGAACAAUACCGUGGACGAGGAACAACAAGGCUCAUCAAGCGCAGACGAAGAUGGGGACGCAUCAACGACCUCUGUGGCGGAAGAAGAAGAUAGCUGCGAAUCUGGGUCGUCGAAUGGAGGUUCCUACAGAAGCGGAUCUGAAUCAUCAUCCUAUGAAUCGAUGUCGGGAGAAGAAGGUUCUGUCGUGUCCUCGAAUGACAUCUCUUCUCCCGAUGGGAGCUGCUCUGGAUCAUCGAGUGCAGCAUCGUCAUCUCCCUCAGAAGUGUCGUCUGAGGAGCUUACGACGGGAC